Messenger RNA from Alternaria arborescens, 237 nucleotides. RefSeq lists its product as hypothetical. Bases 1 to 237 code for a protein of 78 amino acids. The record is from RefSeq and is a predicted model, not a curated record. Lineage: Eukaryota; Fungi; Ascomycota; Dothideomycetes; Pleosporales; Pleosporaceae. The transcript has a single exon.
AUGAAACACAAGUGCAAGGUGCGGGAACUAGGCCAGCCUCAGGCAGUAGCCGUGAAUGCUCGGUUGACGGCACGAGAGCGCAACGGUCAGGAUGGCCGCAGGAUGGCGCGCGAGAUGAAUAGAGGAGACGGUGGGAGCGAGACAGCCGGGCCAGUCGAGCAGACGACAGCAGUGACAAUUGAUCGUGGCCUGUUCAGGGCUGCGCUCGUCGCCAAGAGCGUCGUUGUCGUAGGCUAG